Molecule: messenger RNA, 5949 nt
Organism: Myxocyprinus asiaticus (Chinese sucker)
Lineage: Eukaryota; Metazoa; Chordata; Actinopteri; Cypriniformes; Catostomidae
Product: FERM, ARHGEF and pleckstrin domain-containing protein 1
Exons: 26
Coding region: 225-3239 (1004 amino acids)
Cellular component (GO): cytoskeleton
Molecular function (GO): guanyl-nucleotide exchange factor activity; cytoskeletal protein binding
Source: RefSeq, a predicted model, not a curated record
CGUCGAGUCUGGUGGUUGGAGGAUCGAUCUCCUCCGUCAGUGUAAUCCAGUCUCUCCAGCCGGCCGACAUGGCGUCUGCGAGGACGUUUAUAUGCUCCAGAACAACCUGCAUCUGAAGCGGCUCUCAGCGCUCAUCACAAUAUCACCAUUUCUAUCAGUUGCUUUCGGGCAAGCGCACGUAGUGGAUAACGUGGAUUUAUAGCUAGGGCUGAGUGAGGAAGACAAUGGCGGAACAAGGCCAGAUAUCUUUGGCAGGGCAGAGGUUAGGGGCACCAGAGACUCUGGGCAUCAGCACCCUGGAGCCCGGACACAGACCGCCCGCUAUGCCGCCUGGACGACUGAUACCCGUCAGAGUCCUGCUGCUGGAUGACUCAGAGGAGACAUUCGACAUCUCUCAACGAUCAUCAGGACGGGUUCUCUUUGAAAUGGUCUGCUCACAUCUCAACCUCAUCGAGGGGGAUUAUUUUGGCCUAGAGUUCCAGGACCAUCACAGAAGGAUGGUUUGGUUGGAUUUACUAAAGCCCAUUAGAAAGCAGAUCAUACGGCCCAAGCACACCGUCCUUCGGUUUGUUGUGAAAUUUUUCCCUCCUGAUCAUUCCCUUCUGCUGGAGGAGCUGACCAGGUACUUGUUUGCACUGCAGGUCAGGCAGGAUCUGGCCAGCGGACGGCUCACCUGUAGCGACGCCAGCGCUGCUCUUUUGGUAUCUCAUAUCAUCCAAUCUGAGAUUGGUGAUUUUGAAGAGACAACAUGUAGACAACAUCUGCUCAACACCAACUACAUUCCUGAUCAGAUGGCCCUGAUGGACAAAAUCAUGGAGUUCCACCAUAAACAUGUUGGGCAGACUCCAGCAGAGUCAGACAACCGAUUGCUGGAGGUGUCGUGCAAGUUGGAGAUGUACGGCAUCCGACUCCACCCGGCUAAAGACAGAGAGGGAACAAGACUCAGUCUGGCUGCAGCACACAGUGGCGUCCUUGUGUUUCAGGGACACACAAGGAUCAACAAAUUUAACUGGUCAAAAGUACGCAAGCUGAGUUUCAAGAGAAGGAGGUUCCUUAUCAAACUGAGAGCAGACCCUAGUCAGAAUGUUAAUCAAGAUACUCUGGAGUUCUUGAUGGCGAGUCGCGACUGCUGUAAAGUGUUCUGGAAGAUCUGUGUGGAGUAUCAUGCCUUCUUCAGGCUAUUUGAAGAGCCCAGACCCAAACCCAAACCAGUGCUGUUCAGCAGGGGCUCUUCAUUCAGGUUCAGUGGCCGGACACAGAAGCAGGUGAUAGAUUAUGUGAAGGAAAAUGAGUUUAAAAAACUGCCAUUUGAUAGGAAAUAUAGUAGAGUGCAGUUCAACAGUAGCCUGUCAUCUCUACCUUCUGCACUCCAUCAACAAGCUGGGAAGCAGAGCUGGGAGGGCUUAUUUUUUGUGAGCUCAGAAGAUUCUGCUGUUUUAAGAGCAUAUGGAAACUCCUCCCCCUCAACCCAGCGCAACGGAUGCAGCAACCAAAUGCACCCCGUUCAAGAGGAUGGCAGAAGUCUGGCAGCUAAACAUCAGCCCGUCGAUCAAGCAGAGGUGACGUGUGCUCUGGUAACAUUAGUUAACGGUCACGCUGAGGACUGCAGGGGAGUGACUCCAUCUCCUCUCAUCUCACCCAUGCUGAAUGGCAGCACUGCCAUACGCACUGAGGAUGAGGAGGACAACAGGAGGAAGAUCUGGCCAGCUGAUAAUGCAUUCUUCAUAGCUAAAGAGCUGUUGAGCACUGAGAGGACUUACCUGAAGGACCUGGAGCUGAUCACAGUGUGGUUUCAGAGAGUGUUGGAGAAGGAAGAGUGUGUUCCUGACUCUCUCAAGACUCUGUUGAAUUCCACCUAUGAGCCGCUACACACACACCACACACACUUCCUCCAGGAGCUUGAGGAGAGACUUUCACUCUGGGAAGAUCGAUCCAGUGUGCAGGUUAAAGGUGAUUUUCAGCGUAUAGGAGACCUGCUGCUGAAGACAACACAGGACCUGAAGUCCCUCUCAUGUCAGCUACAGAUGAACUCAGAGUGUGUGUAUGAGCUGGAGAGAGUGUGUGCUGUGUCCCAGAGGCUGGAGUUUGUUUGUCGUGAGUUUGAGCUUCAGAAAGUGUGUUACAUCCCGUUAAACGUGUUUCUGCUGAGUCCUCUACAUCGACUGCUGCACUACAGACUGAUACUGCAAAGACUCUGCAAACACUAUCUGCCAACACACAGCGACUACAGCGACUGCAAAGCUGCAUUAACUGAUGUGUAUGAAUUGGAGGCUGGGCUUCAUUCUGGUCUGGUGGAGAUGGAGAGCUAUCAGAAACUCCUGGAGCUUCAGAAGGAUUUGUCUGGUGUUCAGAAUCUGGCCGUGGCUGGACGUCAUCUCAUCAGACUGGGCUGCCUCAGCAAGCUCUCUGGGAAAGGCCUUCAACAGCGCAUGUUCUUCCUGUUUAAUGACGUCCUGUUGUACAGCACUCGAGGGAUAACAUCAACCAAUCAGUUUACAGUACACAGACAACUUCCUCUGCACGGCAUGACAAUCCGGGAGAGUGAGGAUGAAUGGGGGGUGCCGCACUCCUUCACACUGAUGGUUCAACAGCAGUCACUGGUGGUCGCUGCAUGUUCAGAAUCAGAAAUGGAGAAAUGGAUGGAGGACUUAAAGAUUGCUGUUGAUAUGGCUGAAGAAUCGAGUGGACCGACCUCUGUCCUGCUGGUGUCAAAUAAGGAAGCCAGUAAAUGCUCAGGGGUGUCUGAAGUGGAAUCAGAGGAUGAUCUCAGUGGGUCUCAAACAUCUAUGCCGCAACACGGCAACAACUCAGCCAACACACUUCACCGCGGCAACACUACAGCACAUGUUUGUUGGCAUCGCAACACCAGUGUUUCCAUGAUGGACUUUAACAUAGCGAUGGAGAACCGGCUCUCAGGAAAUCUGCUGAGAAAGUUUAAGAACAGUAACGGCUGGCAGAAACUCUGGGUGGUUUUUACCAAUUUCACACUGUUCUUCUACAAAACACACCAGGAUGAGUAUCCAUUGGCCAGUCUGCCAUUGCUGGGCUAUACAGUAACAGAUGCUGGCGAGUCAGAAAACAUUCAUAAAGAUCAUGUCUUCAAACUGCAUUUUAAAUCUCACAUCUACUACUUCAGAACUGAGAGUGAAUAUUUUUUUGAGAGAUGGAUGAUGGUAAUAAGGAGCGCAACAGUCUCUGCAAGGAGAAUCCGCUAUCUGAACAGAACAGAACCCGACUGAUAUGGACAGAACCCCACAGAAUCUGCUGUCUGAACCCGAGAGAACACCAGAGAGAACAACCCGAGAGAAACCACCAGAGCCAUGGAGCCUUAGGGAGCAAACAUCUGAGUGUCUUUGUGUGUUUUUUUGUUUUUGACAAUGUCGCAUUUGUGACUGACUAUUUUAUCAUAAUAAUAUGUCAUUAAAGGGGAAUAACGCCAUUUCAUUUCUGAGCCCCUAAAAUAAUUUCUUCAGUAAAAAUAUCAGCUUCUGACAGGAUUCAACCCUAUUAUUUGUAUAUCUUCUUAUUUGUUUGUACAACACAGAACUGUCUAUUUUCCUUGGAACAUGUAAGGAGAUAUUUUGAAGAAUGUCCUGGGUGCUCUUCCAUACAUGAAUAUAAAUGAGGACUGGGGCUGUUAACCUUCAAAAAGACAAAAGGUCACAAUAAAAGUACCAUAAAAAGUAGUAUGAAAUACUAUGGUAUGACUUAAGAGGGCAUAGAAUAUAGUCUACUUGUCAUAUGCCACUUUUUUUUUUUGGAGCUUGACCGCCAGUCAUUCAUUUAGAAGACAACAUUUUAGACAUUCUGCAAAAUAUCUUAUUAUAAAUACCUAUUCCACAGGAGAACAAAAAUCAAACAGGGUUAGAACAACAUGAGUGUGUGCAAAAGAUGACAACACUUUCUAUCACUUUUAAAGUGAAGAAAAAUGUUGUGAGUUAAAAAAAAAAGAAAAAAAGAUUCAGAGCAAAACAGCAGAAUCAAAUAGUUUUUGUGGCAGUAGUGAAAUGUUUAAGGCUGUCUGGCCAAUAAAAGGUUACUGGCUGAAUGCCAGGUGUGGGCGAGUCAACCUGGAGAAGUACCAAGUUCCUUUAUCACCACUGUGCCAGUAGGCAGGGUUUCUCCAGGGAACUAGCCUGCUAUUAGCCACUUUGGAUCAAAAGGCUAGUGACCUUAUGACCAAAAAUGUAUGGAUUUCAUAUAUGCAUUUACAUUUGUGCUGAAAAGUUUGCAUACCAUCAGUGAGCCACCACCAUGCUUCACAGUGGGAAUGGUAUUCUUUUCACUAUAGGCCUUGUUGACCCCUCUCUAAACAUAGCGCUUAUGGUUGUGACCAUAAAGCUCUAUUUUGGUCUACCUGACCUUGGCUUGGUAUCAAGAGAUCCCUGAAUUUUCCACUUCUUAAUAAGUGAUUGAAUAAUGACUGGCAUUUUCAAGGCUUUGGAUAUCUUUUGAUGUCCUUUUCCAUCUUUAUAAAGUUCCAUUACCUUGUUACGCAGGUCUUUUAUCAGUUCUUUUCUGCUCCCCAUGGCUCAGUAUCUAGCCUGCUCAGUGCAUCCACGUGAGAGCUAACAAACUCAUUGACUAUUUAUACACAGACACUAAUUGCAAUUUAAAAAUCCACAGGUGUAGGAAAUUAACCUUUAAUUGCCAUUUAAACCUGUGUGUGUCACCUUGUGUGUCUGUAACAAGGCCAAACAUUCAAGGGUAUGUAAACGUUUGAUCAGGGCCAUUUGGGUGAUUUCUGUUAUCAUUAUGAUUUAAAAAGGAGCCAAACAACUAUGUGAUAAUAAAUGGCUUCAUAUGAUCACUACCCUUAAAUAAAAGACAGUUUUGUUUUUUGUUUUUUUUGCAUGAUCAGUCACAUUUUCAAAAUCAAUGCCAAAAUUUCACAAUUUCUGCCAGGGUAUGCAAACUUUUUGGGCCUCCGGUAUUCCUGAGAUGAAGGGUGCUAUAUUCACAGGAUGUUUUAUUAUUGGAUAUGAAUGGUUUUUAAUCUGACAGCAACAUCUGCUGAAGCUUUGAGGCAGUAUAAAGCCUGUAUUGAGGCUAUUAUCUCUAGAGACCAUUUUAAGUGCUCAGAAAACUGAAAAUGAAAACGUUAUUAAAGGCUUGGAAAUAAAGAAAGAGGUGCAAUUCCCCUUUAAACACAUGACUUUCCCAUAAACAUACAGGUGCUUUUUUACUGGUUGUGCUGUGUCCAUUAGUGUAGAAAACAUCUGUGCAUUUUUACUAGCCUUUUACAGAAUAUUUAUGUAUUUGUGAAAUUUCUGGCCAUAAGUGUCACUUGUUGCCUCUAAAAGGAGGACGGUCUGUUAAGUGCCAUGAUUUUUAUAGUACAAUUUUCUAUGUUUCUAUGUUUUAGACUUUGUUUCUAUCCACUAAAACCAUGUUGGGUUACAGAAGUCAAAGUGCCAAAACCAUUUUGUAUUUCUGUUUACAUUAUUGACUAUUCAGUCCAAAAUGGAAACAAAGAUGUUAUAAAUUUGGGCUUUACAGGCAAAUUACAGAGUACAUUUUUUUCAAAAUAUAAAUUUUGACAAACUUUAUUGAAGCUUAUAUUUGUACAGUUAAAGUGCCAUUAAGAGUGUAACACAUAAAAAUGUAUUUUAUAGUAUGCCAUUUAUUUGUCACCAUUUAGCAUUUAAAAAUUAAGAAAGAGUGAUAUUUUUUUUUUAUUUGAGGGUGUGAGAAAAUUGGUGUCACUGUCAUCUUCAGAAGAUAGCUAUCUAAUAAUAGACUUUUCACUAAAUUAAGAAAUACCAGACACAGAAUACAUGGAAACACUCUAAGAAUUAAUGCAAAGCCACAGCCAUGUAUUACAGGUUAGUUUAGUCCACAGGGAAAGUAUAGCUUUAAAGUGUGCUGAUAAACCUUAUCUUUUAGUUUCAUAAUGCCUAAACACUGCUUACAUAGGAGUUUGUUGGAAAUGAAGGCAAUAAAACCUCA